AUGAUAAUUGAUACGUUACUUAUACGCAGCGUUCUAGGUUUUGAUCAUAAUACUAAAUCUAUUGAAGAAUUAGACUUGCAAUACGAAGAUGAAAGAAAUUCCAUGAUAGCAAUUACAGAGUCAGAAAUAAACGUUUACGAAGAUUUUUAUGAAGAAAUGGACAAUCGAAUGAAAAUUGAAAAUUCUAUGGAUAUGAUAUUCUUUGGACCUCCUAGUUCAUUUUUACGAUUGGACCCAGAAACAAUUUUACACCUUUUAUCUCAUACGAAAAAACAUUUUAUUCCUAUAUCCAGGGCACUCUUAGCUUGGGAUAUAGUUACAGAUGGAAAAACUGCAGCUUAUUUACAGGGGCGUGAAUUUUUGGCUUUCGGUAAAUUGUUAAAUGUUGUGCCAGAGGAAGAUUUGUACUACGCAAAUUUUGGAGAUCCCUCUGUCUUUAAAUAUUUUUCAAAACAUCACGUCGAUAUUAGUAAUCGAAAGUUCGGUAUCCUCGUAGCUGCGUACAGAAGAUAUUUUGGAAAUACAUGGUAUACAAAUGCAUCAUAUAUUAAUGAACUGGGAUAUUUACUGUGUGGUUUUCCCGUAUUCGACUUAGCAAAGAUAUCUCCGACAAUAUUCAAAGAUUUAACCGAUGAUGUUCUGGGUAAAUUGCGAAGGUGCAGUGUUGAUCAAACUAAGACUUUAUACGGAAUCGCUACUCAUGCAGAGGCAUAUGGAGAACCGUAUAAAUGGUCGUCACAUGAACUAGGGAGAUUGAGCACUCUUUUUAUUUGCAUACCGAAGCAGCAAAUUAGUUCUAUUACGCUAGAAGCAAUAACAGCCAUUACUCCUGCUGUAAUAAAACAAAUGAACCAGAAGAAAUUAGAGUAUUUUACAAAGCAGCAGAUUUAUAGGAUGAAUCCAAAAACUCGACGCAUUUAUAUUCUAAGAAUGCAACUAAGAAAUAGUCUAGAUACAAGCAAAAUAGCGAAAAAACGAGGAAUUAUAAUUAGUAUUUCUCAUGUAGCAUUAAAACUGAAUAUUAUGGUCACUCUUGUUUCUCAGUUAAAUGAAAGUUAUAAAAAAUAUUCCUAA
Colias croceus (clouded yellow) is the source of this 1074-nucleotide messenger RNA. RefSeq lists its product as uncharacterized. The record is from RefSeq and is a predicted model, not a curated record. NCBI's taxonomy places the organism in Eukaryota, Metazoa, Arthropoda, Insecta, Lepidoptera, Pieridae. The transcript has 7 exons. The coding region runs from base 1 to 1074 and encodes 357 amino acids.